GGUUGGGUUUGUAUUGGAUUUUGCGGAUAAAAUAAUAAUUUAUCAUAACCUCAUAAAUAUCUCAAGUCUGAGAGGUUGAAGCAUAAAGUAAACAAAGUGUUAAGUAUUAAUUACGUCGCAAAUAAAAUAACACGAGCAAAACGCUUGUUUCAUUGUUAUUUGAAUUUAAAAAAUAAACAUAAUCAUGAUUAAUCCAUUGGAGAAACUGAUAUCAUUUGUGAGCUACUGGUAUUUUCGAUACACGCUCGUUACUGAGCUUUACAUGGUAGAAAAAUGGGAGAGAUAUUUUAUUCAUAUAUUUAUGCUGAUACUUUUUGGACUGACAUUCGUCUUCAAUUACACGGUUCUUUUACCUACAGCCAAAAGUUUAUUUAUUCGUUAAUAAUUUCACCAUACAUGUAAAUAAUAAUUAAUGAUUAAUAAUAAUAUGUAACAGGAUUAUUAAACUGUCAGUAGGUACACAUAAUAAGAGCCUUUGUCCAAGAUAUUCAUCAUCAUUAUUAUUAUUAUUAUUAUAUAUAUAUAUCAAUUAAUUAAUUUAUAAUUCAUAAAUUAUUUACAAUACAAAUACAAUUAUUUUAUUAAUUAAGAGCUUCACUAACAAUUCAUUCGAUUAAUUUAUUAUAUUUUAGUUUAGUUCGUUCAUUUUUAAAUAAUCAUUUUUUUAAAUUUGAAUUUUGCUAAUACAAUCAAUAAUUUUGGCGAUCAAUUAUCAAUAAAUUAUUUUUUUUAUUUCUU
Microplitis demolitor is the source of this 738-nucleotide messenger RNA. RefSeq names its product serine palmitoyltransferase small subunit A. The record is from RefSeq and is a predicted model, not a curated record. The coding region runs from base 185 to 382 and encodes 65 amino acids. NCBI's taxonomy places the organism in Eukaryota, Metazoa, Arthropoda, Insecta, Hymenoptera, Braconidae. The transcript has 2 exons.